GCUUUCUCUCGUCGGAUGCUGUCCCACAUGUUUCUCAACACCCGCCGGUGGCUACUAGGCUGCUUUCUGUUCCCGAAGAACAGGAAGCAGAGCCUCCCAGUCGGAUGGCCGUUCCUCAGGGGAAACCCGGCGGCCUCCUGCAAAGGAUUGUUAGCGCCACGGAAACCUCUUCAGAUGCAGCAGACGGGCACGACUCAUCCUUCCCUGCUGCAGCUGUUGCAGGGUUCCUUGCUCCUUCGCCAGCAGCCUCAUCUUCCAGUUCGAGACGGUCACGAUCUCCAAAAAGCGGCUGCAGUUCUAUGUUCGGAAAUAUCGCGAUAGGUGUCCGCUUUUGCAGUGAUGACGUCGGUUUCGGUCAAGAUGCCUUGAAGCGCAGGAAAAAAUAAGCAAAAAGCGCAAUAAAAGCUCUCAAACCUCCUGUAUUUGUGUGCAGAACAAAGAUAGCGAUAGGUAUGUUCUUUCUUGGUCUUGCAGCGAUCGCCUACAAAAAUUGAAACGUAGGUAAAACUUCCCGAUGAAAAUGACUAUCUUCAAUGCAAUUGAUCAGAAUUUGAAUUGACGGACCCGAAUAAAGGUGCAGCGCUUAUUUCGACGUGUACUUAGUGAAGCGGAAGCAACAUGUCGAGGACGUGAAGAGAUUUAAUCUGUUGUCAAUUCAAGUACCAAUCUCUAGGUCUAGAAAGGACACUUGAGCAGCAGCUACAGAAGCAGGACACCAGGAAUCCGUUUUCAUUUGCAUACCCCCUUCGGC
Amoebophrya sp. A120 is the source of this 751-nucleotide messenger RNA. NCBI's taxonomy places the organism in Eukaryota, Dinophyceae, Syndiniales, Amoebophryaceae. The record is from the annotation of a GenBank genome assembly.